Messenger RNA from Olea europaea var. sylvestris, 546 nucleotides. RefSeq names its product desiccation-related protein PCC27-45-like. Gene Ontology annotation, biological process: response to desiccation. NCBI's taxonomy places the organism in Eukaryota, Viridiplantae, Streptophyta, Magnoliopsida, Lamiales, Oleaceae. The record is from RefSeq and is a predicted model, not a curated record. The transcript has 2 exons. Gene Ontology annotation, cellular component: cytosol. The coding region runs from base 88 to 546 and encodes 152 amino acids.
AUAUACACAUGUACCUGGAUUUCAUUAUUGUCUGAUCCCUGUUGUUCUAUUGUGUAAAGAGAAGAAGCCGAGAAGAGAAGAAGAAAGAUGCAGGAUUUGAUGGGCAAAGCGAAGAAUUUUGUUGCAGAAAAGGUGGCUGACAUGGAAAAACCAGAAGCCGACAUUACAGAUGUGGAUCUUAAGGAUGUUGGAAAAGAGGGCAUAACGUAUAUGGCUAAUGUUUCCAUUAAAAAUCCAUACAGUGCUUCUAUUCCCAUUUGCGAGAUCCAUUACUCCCUCAAAAGUGCUAACAGAGUGAUAGCUUCUGGUAACAUUCCGGACCCUAGGAGCUUGAAGGGGAAUGAUACGACCGUGGUCGAUGUGGAAAUAAAGGUUCCACACAGUGUGUUGGUGAGCUUGAUAAAGGACAUAGGUGCAGAUUGGAUAUCGACUAUCUUUUGGAAAAUGGGACUUGUUAUUGACUUGCCACUUGUUGAUAACAUUACGAUUCCCCUCUCUAAAAAGGGUGAAAUGAGGUUACCCUGUUUUGCCAACCUCUUCAAGUGA